Parus major (Great Tit) is the source of this 3596-nucleotide messenger RNA. It is a transcript of the gene RNFT2, whose product is annotated as ring finger protein, transmembrane 2. Bases 596 to 1942 code for a protein of 448 amino acids. Gene Ontology annotation, molecular function: ubiquitin protein ligase activity. Gene Ontology annotation, biological process: positive regulation of ERAD pathway. The record is from RefSeq and is a predicted model, not a curated record. The transcript has 11 exons. Lineage: Eukaryota; Metazoa; Chordata; Aves; Passeriformes; Paridae.
CACAGGCACAGGCACAGACACCGGCACCGGCACCGGCACCGAGGCACUGGGUGGGCCUGUGUGAGCACUGGUGUUGGCAGACACCAGCUUGAAGGACCUGGGAUGAGUUUGAAGUCUGGACUGGCUUGGCCUGUCUGAAGCGCUCCAUCUGUGAAUGUCUGCACGCUCUUGGGCUUCCUCUCCCUGUGUGGCACCCUCUGGAUGAAGCUGUUGUUCAGUUUUGCUUUGCCAAGAAAGUUCCUGCAGAAGAGGAAGAUGGGAUCUCAUUUCCCAAGAGGCUGCUGAGUCACAUUGAGAGCCCCUGUUAGAUGUGCCCCUGUCCCUUGCCAGGACAUGCCAUCCCUCCUGGUGACUGCCACUGCCAGCAGAGUGGGACCUGACUGAUUCCUGCCCAGCCUGGACACCUUUGUGCCCCCAUUUGCCACUCAAAGUUGUCUCUUUGAGUGUACCAAGAAACAAAUGGGAGCUGGAGAUGCUCUGUCACAGAAGCAAAUGAUUCCUGCCAGCCAUGUCCCCAUCUGAGCGGGUCCCAGAGCCCUCUGUCCCCAGGGCCUGUGCCAGUAGCCACACUGGGAUUUGCUGAGCCACAGGGUUCAUGUUGAGCGUGUUGUGUUUUAGGGUUUUGAGGAAAAUGCAGAGGCGGCACAGCAGCAACACCGACACCGUGCCUCCUGAAAGGAACCGGAGCCAGGCUGUCAGCUCGGAGGCCAGCGUGGAUGAAAGCGGAGUGUUCGAGAGCCUCAAGGCCGAGGCCUCCUCCCCUCAGCAGCUCUUCUCGGGGCUGGCCGGCAUCCCCUCGGCCUCCAUGGCCGCCGCGCCCUUCCCCUCAGGGCUGGUGCUGGGCUCGGCGGCCGGAGGAGGGGAAGUGUUCAUCCAGAUGGCAGCCCCGAGGGACGAGGGGCCCGGCCGGGCUGAGGGGGCCCCGUUCCACCACCGCCCCCCGGCCCAUCACUUCCACCACGGCCACCACCGCGGCUCCUCGCUGCUGCACAUGGCGGGCGGCGACCGGCACGGCCACGCCGAGGAGGGCACCGAGGAGCCGGCCGGGACCCCGGCCCCGGCCCUCUCCGAGCUGAAAGCUGUGGUCGGUUGGCUGCAGAAGGGACUUCCCUUCAUCUUGAUCCUCCUGGCUAAAGUUUGUUUCCAGCACAAGCUCGGAAUUGCUGUGUGCAUUGGCAUGGCCAGCACCUUUGCCUACGCCAACUCCACACUCCGAGAGCAGGUGGCUCUGAAGGAGAAGAGAUCAGUGCUGGUUGUGUUGUGGAUCCUGGCCUUUCUCACUGGAAACACCCUGUACUUGCUUUACACAUUCAGCUCUCAGCAGCUUUACAACAGCCUUAUAUUCCUGAAACCCAACCUGGACAGGCUGGACUUCUUUGACCUCAUGUGGAUUGUGGGCAUUGCAGACUUUGUGCUGAAGUACCUCACCAUUGCCCUGAAAUGCCUCGUUGUGGCCCUGCCCAAGAUCAUCCUCGCUGUCAAGUCAAAGGGGAAGUUUUAUCUGAUCAUUGAGGAGCUGAGCCAGCUGUUCCGCUCCCUGGUCCCCAUCCAGCUGUGGUACAAAUACAUCAUGGGGGAUGAUCCCUCCAGCAGCUACUUCCUGGGUGGGAUCCUGAUCAUCAUGUACAGCCUUUGCAAGUCUUUUGACAUCUGUGGCCGUGUGGGAAGUGUCAGGAAGGCUCUGAAGGUCCUUUGCACCCCCCAGACCUAUGGAGUCCGUGCCACGAGCCAGCAGUGCAGUGAGGCAGGAGACAUCUGUGCCAUUUGCCAGGCAGAGUUCAGGGAACCUCUGAUCCUCCUGUGCCAGCACGUGUUCUGUGAGGAGUGCCUGUGCCUGUGGUUCGACCGGGAGAAGACGUGUCCCCUGUGCCGCUCGCUCUCCGUGGACACCCUGCGCUGCUGGAAGGACGGCACCACCUCUGCUCACUUCCAGGUGUACUGACAGCAGGGCUGGGCACAGGAGCAGCUGGAAAAUCCCAGCAUCUCUGCUCAGUUUUGUUGUCUGUUGUUUUGUUGUCCUUCUUCCAGCUCUGAGCCAACUGAACAAUUGUGACUGGCCAGAAACUUGACCCUGGAAGGCAGGGGAGGUGUGGGUGGUUAUGGUGAACUCCAGGGUGUUUCUGGAGCUUCCAGGGUUACAGAGGGUCUGGGAUGUUUCCUAUUUUCCUGUCCUUUAGUAUGGACAAACACUGAGUGUCCAGGGCAGGGGAGCAGUGAGUGCUGAACAAAGCUGUGCUGUGCCUGAGGAGCUUCGCGUUACCUGGCCCUGCAUUCCCUGAAUCCAUGACUUCACAGGAUUACACAGCUCCUCUCCCUGAGAACUCUUCCCAAGCUUCAGAACCUCGUGUCCAAAGCUGCAGUUGGAGAAAUGUGAUUUCCCAGCUGCAGCUUUUCCAACUGAUUCCACAAAUGGCACACGUUGUCACCUUCAGAGAAUCACAGGGAGCUUGGGAAGGACCCGCCAGGGAAGCUGGAAAUGACACUCUCCUUUCCCAUGGAGAGUUUCCCAACAUUCCCUGGAAAUGUUUUUCCUCUGUAAUUUUCAUGAAGAGACUUUCUGAUUUCCCAGUCUCUGGGGAGAACAGAGGGAGGUUAAAGCUGAGUUGGGUUUGUCUGGAUGGAAAUCCAGCACCUGACCAAGAACAUCUCACAAACUCAGUGUCCUGUGCUCCUCAGCCAGGACCAACCAGAGCCUUGAGCUUCAGCAGGAGAUCCCUGACAGGAAUUAUCAGGAAUUAACCCCAUCCCUGUGGCCGAGGUCUCUGCUGAGGUUCUCCAGCAGCACAAGCCCUCAGAGGGAGCUGCUGUUUGUUCUGGAGCUUUCCCUGUCCCCAAACCACCUCUGCUCCGUCAGGAACAGCAGCAUCUUCCCAGCUCAUUGCCAUGGACAUGGCUCAAGGUGACAGCCCCACCUGAGCCAUCAGGGAAGAGGCUCCUGAGGGAGGGAGGCUGUGUCUGUGCUGAUGGAAACUCCAGAGGGGAGCUGAUGGGAACAGGAUUAAAGCUCUGCAUUCCUUUGGAAAUAACAGCUCAGUGUGGCUGAGGAGGAAUGGUGAGAGCAGAGCCUGAGCUGGGGAGAGUCCAAACCUCACCUGGGAGGUCCAGGGAAGCACAGGAGGAAAAGCUUUACUUUCCAAAACAAAGUGAUGUCAAAUUCUUGUCUAAUGGAUCCUGUGGAAGUGGAGAAUGUUUCUGCUUUCAAACUGUUUGAAAAGCUACUUCUCAUUCUGAUGUUUUUACCCUAAAUGCUCCUGGAAAAUGUGUUCGGAGAAGUGUAAGAAAAGCUCAGUAGGAGCCCAGCUCUACAGAAAGUGUGGGAUACACUGCUUCAAAAUUCAGUUUUUAUUUGGCAGUAAGACAGGAAAUCGAAGGGAAAGUGUGGGUUUGCAUUCUUAAAGUUUUGGGGUCUUUUUGGGGAGGAUGGUCCUCCCUACUCGUGGAAGAUGACUCUUGGACCAGAAAACAUCCAGGGGAAACUUCAGUUCCAAUGAGAGCUGCUGGGAACCUGUUGAUUUCCAUGGGAAAACAGGGAAGGCUGUGGAAGGAAAUUCCUCUGAGAGAGAAAAUAAAAUCCAGAGCCUUUUUCUGCCAUUGAA